AUGGAUAAAAGACAGCUAAUCGGAAGUGCUACGCGAUACAUUGCUGGAGGACAUGCUGUUCAGACUGUGUACUGGAGGAAGUCAGCAGAUGGGCGAAACGGUCUUGUCAAAACUACCAAAUUAACAUUUUUAGGGAACAAAGGUCCUGAUAAAAUUAAGGGUGGAGAAAUGUUUGCAAGAGUCCGCGAUAAAUACGACAUGCAGAAUUCCUCGCAAUGUUUCCUUCACUGCCGAGCACUCAUCAGCACCUAA
Messenger RNA from Parnassius apollo (apollo), 252 nucleotides. The record is from the annotation of a GenBank genome assembly. Lineage: Eukaryota; Metazoa; Arthropoda; Insecta; Lepidoptera; Papilionidae.